AUGAGAAACCACACAGUAACAACAUUCAUCCUGCUGGGACUGACUGAUGACCCACGAAUAAAAGUUCUAGCUUUCAUCUUUCUUUUUUUCACCUACAUGUUGAGUGUAGCUGGGAACCUGACCAUUAUCUUCCUCGCCCUCACAGAUGGCCAUCUCAGGACAGCCAUGUACUUGUUUCUCCAAAAUUUCUCUUUCUUGGAAAUCUCAUUCACAACUGCCUGUAUUCCCAGAUUUCUGUACAAUAUAUCAACUGGUGACAAGGCCAUUACCUAUACUGCUUGUGCUGUUCAAGUAUUUUUUACUUACCUUUUUGGGAUAACGGAAUUUUUUCUUCUAGCCACUAUGUCCUUUGACCGCUAUGUGGCCAUCUGCAAACCCCUGCAUUAUGUGACCAUCAUGAAUAACAGAGUUUGCCACAGGCUUAUUAUCAGCUGCUGGAUGGCUGGUUUGUUGAUCAUCAUUCCCCCACUUAGUCUGGGCCUCAAUCUGGAAUUCUGUGACUCUAAUGUCAUUGAUCAUUUUUUCUGUGAUGCCGCUCCCCUUCUAAAGAUAUCAUGCUCAGACACAUGGUUCAUAGAGAGAAUAAUUCUAGUGUGUGCUGUCUUGACUUUCAUCAUGACCCUCGUGUGUGUUGUUCUGUCCUACAUGUAUAUCAUUAUGACAAUUCUAAGAUUAUCUUCUUCUCAGCAAAGGAAAAAAGCCUUUUCAACCUGUUCUUCCCACAUAGUUGUGGUUUCCAUCACUUAUGGCAGCUGCAUCUUCAUAUAUAUCAAACCUUCAGCCAAGAAAGACAUGGCUCUUAAUAAAGGAGUUUCUCUUCUCAUUUCUUCUAUUUCACCAAUGUUGAACCCAUUUAUUUAUACUCUAAGAAAUAAGCAAGUAAAGGAAGCCUUGCAGAACUUCAUCAAAAAUAUUGAAUUCUUCUUAAAGAAGUAA
Bubalus bubalis (water buffalo) is the source of this 936-nucleotide messenger RNA. RefSeq names its product olfactory receptor 6C2-like. The coding region runs from base 1 to 936 and encodes 311 amino acids. Gene Ontology annotation, biological process: G protein-coupled receptor signaling pathway. Gene Ontology annotation, molecular function: G protein-coupled receptor activity; olfactory receptor activity. Gene Ontology annotation, cellular component: membrane. NCBI's taxonomy places the organism in Eukaryota, Metazoa, Chordata, Mammalia, Artiodactyla, Bovidae. The transcript has a single exon. The record is from RefSeq and is a predicted model, not a curated record.